AGGUGCAGCUGAGCCCAGAGCUACACAUAUAGCUAAUCUUAUCAAAAUGUGUGGAAGGAAAGCAAUCUGAAGGAAAUUUGGGACCACAGAAUUUACUGGCUGAAAUAGGUUGUGUUGUUCGUAUCAAGAGUGGAGGACUAUUUUUUUCCUGCUAAAAUCACAAUGGAGGUGGAAGAACAGCAACAACCAUGGAAGACAGACUUUUACUUGGAAUUGCCAAAAGUGGAACUUCAUGCCCACUUGAAUGGAUCCAUUAGUUCUAAUACCAUGAAGAAAUUAAUAGCCAAGAAGCCAGAUCUUAAAAUCGAUGAUCAGAUGACUAUGAUUGACAAAGGAAAGAAACGAACUUUAGAAGAAUGUUUCCAGAUGUUUCAAACUAUUCAUCAGCUUACUAGUAGCCCUGAAGAUAUUCUAAUGGUCACAAAAGAUGUCAUUAAAGAAUUUGCAGAUGAUGGUGUCAAGUACCUGGAACUAAGGAGCACACCCAGAAGAGAAAAUGCUACUGGAAUGACUAAAAAGACUUAUGUGGAAUCUGUACUUGAGGGCAUAAAACAGUCUAAAGAAGAAAACUUAGACAUUGAUGUUAGGUAUUUGAUAGCAAUUGACAGAAGAGGUGGCCCUUCAGUGGCCAAGGAGACUGUUAAACUUGCUGAAGAGUUCUUCCUUUCUACUGAGGGAAUAGUUCUUGGCCUUGACCUCAGUGGAGACCCUGCUGUAGGACAAGCAAAAGACUUCUUGGAACCUCUUUUAGAAGCUAAAAAAGCAGGUCUGAAGUUGGCAUUGCAUCUUUCGGAGAUUCCAAACCAAAAAAAAGAAACACAAAUACUCCUGGGUCUGCUUCCUGACAGAAUCGGGCAUGGAACAUUUCUCAACUCCUGUGAGGAAGAAUCCCUGGAUCUGGUGGACUUUGUGAGGCAACGCCGGAUACCACUGGAACUCUGUUUGACCUCAAACAUCAAAAGUCAGACAGUUCCGUCUUACGACCAGCAUCAUUUUGGUUUCUGGUACAGCAUUGCCCAUCCUUCUGUGAUCUGUACUGAUGAUAAGGGUGUCUUUGCAACACUCCUCUCUCAAGAGUACCAGCUGGCAGCUGAAACAUUUAAUUUGACCCAGUCUCAGGUAUGGGAUCUGUCUUAUGAAUCCAUCAACUACAUCUUUGCUUCUGACAGUACCAAAUCUGAACUGAGGAAGAAGUGGAAUCAUCUGAAGCCCAAAGUGUUACAUUUUAAGUAAUGAGGUUAACUACUUUUGACUAUGUGUUACAGCCAAGAUCUUCCUGCCAUAUCCCACUUAGUAAUCUGUCCACUGCUC
Molecule: messenger RNA, 1311 nt
Organism: Propithecus coquereli (Coquerel's sifaka)
Lineage: Eukaryota; Metazoa; Chordata; Mammalia; Primates; Indriidae
Gene: MAPDA
Product: adenosine deaminase-like
Exons: 10
Coding region: 163-1233 (356 amino acids)
Biological process (GO): adenosine catabolic process; inosine biosynthetic process
Molecular function (GO): adenosine deaminase activity
Source: RefSeq, a predicted model, not a curated record